AUGUCCCUCGCCUGCAUUUCCGUCAGACCUUUGGUGAUCAGCCAUGUAUCCCAUUCAGAGAAGAGAAGAACAUUGCCUCCUAUGAGUGGUAAUCAUCCGAAGCUGGGCACACUCAGGCGAUGUACAUCAUUGGAAUGGGUCUAUGACACUGAUGCACCAUCUGAUGGCUCGAUCGACGAAGGCCGUUUGGUGAUUCGAGUUGGGGAUGAUGUCUCCAUAUUUCCACUUGAUGAACGUGCAGUACCGUCGAAUGACGGAAGCCUCCCUACGAUGUCAUAUUGGUAUGGUAAGGACGUGUGGCUUGACAUACAGUGGUACUACAGGCGGGUUGACUUGGAGGAUCAAGAUGUGGACGAUCACAAGUCUGUCGUGGAUAUGCAUUGCGUCGAAGAUAUUGUUCGGUAUGAUGAGGGCGAUCUAUCCCAACCUCAAAUACCGACUGCGACCCUAUACCACCGGUGGAAUAUAUCCAUGCAAUUCACAACGCGCAGGAAUCUAGAACUGCAGCAAGUAAAUAUCGAAGUCUUGUUGCCGGUGGUUCAACGAGGCAUGAUGAGUAGGAACACAAAGGCACGCCUGCCAUCUCCCUACAACGCCGUCAGAUUUGAUGAAGAGUUUCUCGCCCUUAUGACAACACCGAUUCGAAGGGGGGGACACUGUGGGGUAGUUGGAAAUGGUAUACUUGUCAUCCAGGUCAGAGCACUCAUGGAACAGGCUGUAAAGGUGGGUACACUUCCCGAUGGAUGGAUGGACGACCUUCGGCCCACAGUGCAGACAUCUCCUAACGAGAUUAUUCGACGAUACUCCUGCCCCACAUGCAAAGGGAUGAUGGUAUUCCUUGGCUUACAAAAUGUUAGAUACAAUGCUAUCUACUGUCGGUUUAGCGGCCCACAUCAAUGCUGA
Molecule: messenger RNA, 903 nt
Organism: Suillus clintonianus
Lineage: Eukaryota; Fungi; Basidiomycota; Agaricomycetes; Boletales; Suillaceae
Exons: 9
Coding region: 1-903 (300 amino acids)
Source: RefSeq, a predicted model, not a curated record